Vitis riparia (riverbank grape) is the source of this 2116-nucleotide messenger RNA. Its product is annotated as beta-amylase 2, chloroplastic. Gene Ontology annotation, molecular function: beta-amylase activity. The coding region runs from base 204 to 1868 and encodes 554 amino acids. The transcript is spliced from 9 exons. NCBI's taxonomy places the organism in Eukaryota, Viridiplantae, Streptophyta, Magnoliopsida, Vitales, Vitaceae. Gene Ontology annotation, biological process: polysaccharide catabolic process. The record is from RefSeq and is a predicted model, not a curated record.
GAGUUCCUUUCCCCGCCACUUUCUCUCCCUCUUGGCUGGCGAGAAAGCGUGAGAAAACGAAAGAAAAUGAGAGUCAACUGGGGAAAUUAGUUGCAUUUAGCUCCAGCUUUUGGAGGUUUAAGUUUUCUUGGAGUUCGAGUGAUUGAAACUCUCAAUUUCUUUCAUUUUCCUACUAGCCAAACGGAGGACUGGUCCUCUUUUUUAUGGCGUUUUCUCCCGCUGAUUUUUUCCAGAGUGUGUGGACUCUAAAUGCUCACUCUAAUGUUGCGAGGGCUUGGUUAUUGCCACCCGUGGUAUCACAUACCCUAUCAGCUUCUCGGAGACUCUCUUCUCCAUUCUUGAUCUCAGCACAGUACAAUUCGCGUCGCUUAAACGGAGAUUUCGUAUCAUCCUCUGUUCGUUCUCCGGUUUCAACUAAGGUGACAAACGGAGGAGAGAAAACUGAGGAUCAUCCUAUGGAUACUGUUGAUGAUAAUAAGAUUGCAGAUGGGCCCUUAAAGUUGCAGGAGCGUGAUUUUGCUGGUACCCCAUAUGUUCCUGUAUAUGUGAUGCUACCCCUGAGCGUUAUCAAUAUCAACUGUGAGUUGGUUGAUCCAGAUGGUCUGGUACAUCAGCUAAGGAUCUUGAAGUCCAUUAAUGUUGAUGGUGUUAUGGUUGACUGCUGGUGGGGAAUAGUAGAAGCACACACUCCACAGGUUUACAAUUGGAGUGGCUACAAGAGGCUCUUUCAGAUUGUGCAUGACAUUCAGCUUAAGUUACAGGUUGUUAUGUCAUUUCAUGAAUGUGGAGGCAAUGUCGGUGAUGAUGUACAUAUUCCACUCCCAGAAUGGGUUAGAGAAAUUGGUCGAAGCAAUCCAGAUAUUUUUUUCACUGAUAAGGAAGGAAGGCGUAACCCUGAAUGCCUCUCUUGGGGAAUUGACAAGGAGCGGGUUUUAAAAGGCCGAACUGCAGUUGAGGUUUACUUUGACUACAUGAGAAGCUUCCGUGUUGAAUUUGAUGAGUUCUUUGCAAAUGGAAUCAUAUCUGAGAUUGAAAUUGGACUUGGUCCAUGUGGGGAGUUACGAUAUCCCUCUUAUCCUGCAAACCAUGGUUGGAAAUAUCCUGGUAUUGGUGAAUUCCAGUGUUAUGACCAGUACUUAUCAAAGAGUCUGACAAAGGCAGCAGAGGCAAGGGGUCAUCUAUUUUGGGCUAAAGGACCAGAUAAUGCAGGUCACUAUAAUUCCCGUCCACAUGAGACGGUCUUCUUUUGUGAUGGAGGCGAGUAUGAUAGCUACUAUGGUAGAUUCUUCCUCAAUUGGUACUCACGGGUUUUGGUUGAUCAUGGUGAUCGUGUACUUGCUCUAGCCAAUUUAGCUUUUGAAGGCACUUGCAUUGCUGUAAAGCUAUCAGGUAUUCAUUGGUGGUACAAGACAGCCAGCCAUGCUUCUGAAUUGACUGCUGGGUUCUAUAACCCAUGUAAUCGUGAUGGCUAUGCUCCAAUUUCAGAAAUGUUACAGAAGCAUGGGGCUGCUCUGAACUUCACCUGUGUUGAAUUACGCACACUGGACCAGGAAGAGGGCUUCCCAGAGGCACUGGCAGACCCAGAGGGUCUAGUUUGGCAGGUGCUGAAUGCUGCGUGGGAUGUCAGCAUUCCAGUUGCUAGUGAAAAUGCUCUAACUUGCCAUGAUAGAGAAGGCUAUAACAAGAUACUAGAAAAUGCCAAGCCCUUCAAUGAUCCUGAUGGGAGGCAUUUAUCUGCGUUUACCUACCUCAGACUCAGCCCGGUUCUCAUGGAGACGCACAACUUCACGGAGUUUGAACGAUUUGUUAAGAGGAUGCACGGGGAAGCGGUUCCUGAUCUGGCAUGUGUGACACAGCCCACUACUUAAAAAAAAAAGAAGCUGCUGAUAUAAGCAUGGAAGACACGUCUAACGAAGUCUAUUACGGCUCGCAUACUUGCAGUUGCAUUUCAGGCAAGUCUAGUGGUCAUUUUCGGAAUAGAAAGUCGAAUUGAUGAUCACACACUAUAUCAUAUUACAAAACUCCUCUGUAUCGCGUUCCUAAAACUCAUAUGAAAUGUGCCGUACCCGGCUGAAGAAAUGGAAAUAUAAUCAAAUCAUGCCAUCAUAUAAGAAAA